AUCCGCGCCGCUACGAACUUACUACUGUCUCUCAUAGCAGUAAGUACUGGCGUUCAAGCAUCAUUCACUUGCACCAUGAACAGUUCAUCGCUGGCGACAGCAUAUAAUGCGUCAACAAGCUACCUUGGAUGUUACCUAGAUCCAAAAGUAACUAUUUUGACGGCGGCGAAACUCAGCACUAUUGCUAUGACGCCCCAGUACUGUGCCAAUUGGUGCGGUCAACGGGGCUUUGCAUAUGGGGGUAUCGAGUUUGGAACGCAAUGCUUUUGUGGGAAUAUGCCCGAUUUCAGCACCGCGAGCAAAACAAACGACACCAGCUGCAACUCGAGAUGCUCAACCGAACCAUCCAGCUCAUGCGGAGGAACCUAUGUCAUGUCUUUGUACAAGAUCUCGAAUCCAGAAGGGAACGUCACGAACACUGGGUUCGUGCCGGCAUGUCAAACACAGCCCCUUUGCAGUCACCCUAUUUGCAACACUUCAUUGAGCAUAGAUGAGAGAGUAGACUCACUUGUCAAUUCUAUGACUCUGGAAGAAAAGAUCCUCAAUGUUGUGGAUGCUUCAGCUGGAUCCGCACGCCUCGGGUUGCCAUCCUACGAAUGGUGGAAUGAGGCAACGCACGGUGUUGGCUCCGCACCGGGGGUGCAAUUCACCUCAAAACCAGCCAAUUUCAGUUAUGCCACAAGCUUUCCGGCGCCGAUUCUAACGGCGGCUUCCUUUGAUGACGCUUUGAUUCGUGAAAUAGCUCAAGUCAUCGGCAAAGAAGGACGAGCGUUUGCAAACAAGGGGUUUUCGGGAUUCGAUUUCUGGGCUCCUAAUAUCAAUGGAUUUAGAGAUCCUCGAUGGGGGAGAGGGCAAGAGACGCCUGGAGAGGAUACAUUUGUCACGCAGAGUUAUAUUCGCAAUUUUAUUCCGGGACUUCAGGGUGACGACCCCGAGGACAAGCAAGUCAUUGCAACAUGCAAGCAUUUCGCGGUCUACGACUUGGAGACGAGCAGAUAUGGGAAUAACUACAACCCUAUGCAACAGGACUUGAGUGAAUACUUCCUGGCUCCAUUCAAAACCUGCGUACGUGAUACGGAUGUGGGAAGCAUCAUGUGUUCGUACAACACAGUUUCAGGCAUUCCCGCUUGUGCAAAUGAAUACCUUCUUGAAGAUGUGCUCAGGAAGCACUGGAAUUUCUCGAAAGACUAUCACUACGUCGUGUCUGACUGCGGAGCAGUCACGGAUAUCUGGCAAUACCACAACUUUACUGACAGCGAGGAAGGGGCGGCAUCCGUUGCUCUCAACGCCGGGGUUGACCUGGAAUGCGGUUCCUCAUAUCUGAAGCUCAAUGACUCUCUUGCUGCAAAUGAGACCUCAGUCGAAACCUUGGACCAGGCAUUGAAAAGACUAUAUUCGGCAUUGUUUACGGUCGGCUUCUUCGAUGGCGGAAAGUACAGUGACCUUGAUUUUUCGGACGUUUCUACCCCUGCUGCACAGACUCUCGCAUAUGAGGCUGCUGUCGAAGGUAUGACGCUCCUCAAAAAUGACAAGCUCCUUCCUUUGGGAUCAUUGCGUCAAUUCAAAAGUGUCGCCGUGAUUGGACCAUUCGCAAAUGCCACGACCAAGAUGCAAGGCGACUACUCAGGCAAUGCGCCCUUUAUAAUUAGCCCGUUGGAAGCAUUCGAGAGCCACCACGGGUGGAAAGUGAAUUAUGCAAUGGGUACAACAAUCAAUAAUCAGACUGCCACUGGGUUUGAGUCAGCUCUUGCAGCCGCGGAGAAGUCUGAUUUGAUCAUUUACCUCGGUGGCAUCGACAAUUCCAUGGAGUCCGAAACACUUGAUCGAACUUCGCUUACUUGGCCACAAAACCAACUCGAUCUCAUCACAAGCUUAUCAAAGCUCUCGAAGCCAAUGAUAGUUGUCCAAUUUGGCGGUGGCCAGGUCGAUGACAGCUUCCUCCUGAAGAACAAAGGCAUCCAAGCUCUGAUCUGGGCGGGAUAUCCCAGCCAAAGCGGUGGAUCUGCACUCCUUGAUGUCCUUCUCGGCAAAAGGUCACUUGCUGGCAGACUACCAGUUACUCAGUAUCCUGCCAGUUAUGCCGACCAAGUCAGUAUCUUCGACAUCAACCUUCGCCCUGACGGCUCAUAUCCUGGAAGAACAUACAAAUGGUAUACAGGAAAACCUGUGAUCCCAUUCGGAUAUGGCCUUCAUUACACAGAGUUUGAAUUUGGGUGGAAAGAGACGUUGCACAGCGAGUACAACAUUCAGCAGCUUGUUGCCUCAUGCCAAAGAAGUUCUGGUGGCCCCAUCAAAGACAACACACCUUUUACCGCCGUGAAGGCGCGGUUCAAAAAUGUUGGUCAUGAAACAUCCGAUUAUGUUAGCUUGCUGUUCCUUUCCAGCAAGAAUGCAGGCCCGACUCCGCGACCAAAUAAAUCCCUGGUGUCUUAUUUGCGCCUCCACAAUAUAACAAGCGGAAGCGCACCAGUAGCAGACUUGCCUCUCACCCUCGGCUCACUGGCCAGAGCCGAUGAGAAUGGAAGUCUGGUUAUUUUUCCAGGCCGCUACAAAAUCGCAUUGGAUAUAUUCGACAGGUUGACUUUCGAGUUUACGUUGAGGGGCAAUCCAGCAGUAAUCGAUACGCUUCCUAUGCCUCAUGAUCACUAUAACUUUACUGUGCCCGUUCAUAUUCAGCCAGCUUCCACUGAAGCACAUGGAUAG
Penicillium cataractarum is the source of this 2703-nucleotide messenger RNA. Its product is annotated as glycoside hydrolase superfamily. Gene Ontology annotation, biological process: xylan catabolic process; arabinan catabolic process. Lineage: Eukaryota; Fungi; Ascomycota; Eurotiomycetes; Eurotiales; Aspergillaceae. The transcript has 3 exons. The record is from RefSeq and is a predicted model, not a curated record. Gene Ontology annotation, cellular component: plant-type cell wall. Gene Ontology annotation, molecular function: xylan 1,4-beta-xylosidase activity; alpha-L-arabinofuranosidase activity. The annotation marks the transcript as partial.